Molecule: messenger RNA, 435 nt
Organism: Verruconis gallopava
Lineage: Eukaryota; Fungi; Ascomycota; Dothideomycetes; Venturiales; Sympoventuriaceae
Exons: 2
Coding region: 1-435 (144 amino acids)
Source: RefSeq, a predicted model, not a curated record
AUGAUUGCCAUCACGGACAAGCUGAAGGCUGUUACAUGGUUCAACUUGACGCCUCUGGCCAGCCUCCUUUGUGCUAAGUGGCCUAAUUGGGAUAUGACGAGCUUAUCAAGCUUGCGGGUUGCCGUCGUCAGCUUCGAGUAUGGCACACACGGGCUGAAAAAUUCACCUCCUUCUGCUCAAGCUGCAUAUUUGCGUCUGAGCUGCGACGACACCUAUACGUGCCUAAUCGAGCAGUUGGAUUCCGGCUACGACAACGACGACGACAGCGGCGGUGCAGAGGCCAUAACUUCGACCUCGACGGUGGCAGAUCACAUCAUGCUUUUCUCAAACAAGCUGUACCCCACAGCGGCGGACCCCGCAGAUAAGAGCACGGCGAACAGCACGUAUCUCAUGCCAUUGGUGCAAAUAAUCUUCCAAUGCCCGAGCAAGGUAUGA